AUGGGCAACUCUUCGUCUUCCUCAUCAAAUCCCUCUGAAGAAGCCAAGGACAAGAAGACGCUAUAUGAGCGCUUCCAAGCCGGUAAAAAGAGUGUACCGCUCAGCGAUGAAGAUAUACAAAAGUACACGGGCAAGACUCGCGAUGAGCUGAGCACAUGGGCUGAUACUCAACCCGGCAUCGGAAAGAAUCAACUUGCGGGUAGCGUAACAGCUGGACCGAUUUCUGGACUUGGAGGAGUUGCCAUGGCCGACGGCCUUGGGGGCUGGGGACCGAGUGCACAUCCGAAUGAUAAGAACAGAGGAAUGAAGUUCCCUCCUACGAGGGAGAAUGAAGCCGAGGACACUACCGAGGACACUACCGAGGUGACAGAGGUGGUAGAGGAUAAGAAGUGA
Fusarium subglutinans is the source of this 393-nucleotide messenger RNA. RefSeq lists its product as uncharacterized. NCBI's taxonomy places the organism in Eukaryota, Fungi, Ascomycota, Sordariomycetes, Hypocreales, Nectriaceae. The transcript has a single exon. The record is from RefSeq and is a predicted model, not a curated record. Bases 1 to 393 code for a protein of 130 amino acids.